AUGUCGUCGUCAAAUUCCGCUUCGAGGAAAACGGACCUUAACAGCCAGAGCUGGUAUGCUGCUGAGGACUUGCCAGAGGUUUACGUCCCUACCGAUAUCAAGGCUUUACGUAAGGGACGUUCCGAGUGCAAUGUCACCAAACCGCAAAUGUUCGCGGACUUUUUUGCCCAAUUCCAGGUUGAAGACGCCAACGGUGGCACAGGUCUCGAAGUCGUACUGAGAAAGUGGUUGGAGACUUCUGUCAGCUUCUCGGGAUACGACGCCAUCAGACAGAACGUCAUUGCGUUGAUGAGCAUAUACAUAUACCGGCUUCACGACGAGCGACUCUGGAACAUCCAGACCAAAGGAGAUCUCAUCGUCCAGAACAGCUCCCGAAUCAAGACCCGCGCUCAGUCCAAGAAAGAGCCGGAUCAAUUCUCGAUCACACCAGUCUCAUGA
Molecule: messenger RNA, 438 nt
Organism: Letharia columbiana
Lineage: Eukaryota; Fungi; Ascomycota; Lecanoromycetes; Lecanorales; Parmeliaceae
Exons: 2
Coding region: 1-438 (145 amino acids)
Source: RefSeq, a predicted model, not a curated record